AUGAUACUCAACUGUAGUUUUCCAAAUAAAAUCCUUCAGUUGCCCUGCUGUCAAGCCUCAAACACAACAAUUAUGGCGGGAUACUCUUUCGCCAUCUACCACCACAAUAAGCUACAUGAUGAAGGACAUACCUUUAACCUGGACACAACAGACAUCCUUGACCCCAGACUGGUCUCAGUUCUGAAGAAUGUGCCUUGUCUGAGGGCACUGGAACUGUCAUACUUAGAGGUAACGCCAUCAUCACUCCAACCUCUUUUGUUUGGGUUCAGUCACGUGUCUCUGUUAGAGGAGCUAGAUCUUAUGCUACGACUUUGUGAUGCUGAGAUGGAAUUCCUGCCGGUUGUGCUGUCCAGUGUUCCACACCUGGCUGUACUCCGUGUUGGAGAGACAGCUGCUGGCAUUGCUUCCCUGGCUCCACACAUGCGCCACCUGGUGAGACUGAGAGAACUGUGUAUCAGCAGAAGUGAUAUCAGUGACACUGAUGCAAAGUCUCUUGCUGCUUCCCUGCCUACCUUCACAGCCAUGCAGGUGUUGGUCCUUGUUUGGACUGGUAUAAGUCCCACAGGCAUGUGCAUACUAGUCCCUGCUCUGUGUCAGCUAACCAGACUUAUCAAACUGGACUUAAGUUAUAAUAAAAUAGGAGACCCCGGGUUGGAAUGUCUGUCAGCUAUCCUCCACCACCUCACAGCCAUGAAGGUGUUGGUUCUCACAUCAACAGGUAUCAGUGACAGGGGAAUAUCAUCCCUGAUCAAAGCUUUGCCUCAUCUGGAGGAGCUACAGGUGUUGGAUGUGAGUAGCAAUGACAUAGGAGACACAGGGAUUGUCUCACUGGUGCAAACACUCUGCCAUCCAAGCACUUUGGACACAGAGCAAAAUCCGCCUGGUGACAAGAGUCUGACCGCAGGCCCUCACUAUAACCCCACACUACAGGUGCUGAACAUUGGGUGGAAUAAGAGAGUAACAGGAGCUGGGCUGGGGAGGGUCGCACAGCUCAUCAGUGCACUGCAGGCACUGACAGUGCUGGACAUGUCUGGAGAGUCCCGCACUAUUGGUUACUCGUACACACCUGUACACCUGCCGGACACUGCAGCCAUGUCCCUGGCUGAGGCCCUACCCAGACUCCCUGCCCUGGAGGGGCUGGCUUUGAUGCACAUCUCCAUGAAGCCUGCAGGGUUCCAGGCUGUGGUGCAUGCUGCUGAGGAACACCCAACACUGGAGAGGUUACACUACUGUAAUCUUGGAGUCAAUGUUCCUGAAGGGGCAGACACCACAGCCAGCUGCUUGAAGUUGAGCUGAGUUCCCAACAUGCUGACCAGUCCUGCACAUGGUCUCAGCUGAGGUCAGCAUAUUGUAUGUGAUACUGUAUGUAAAUACUGAGGUCAUAGCCAGUAUUGAAGCUGGGGACAUAGAUAGGGAAGUUUAUUUUGUUUCCAUUCAAGAUGGUAAGAGCUUCCAAAUACAACAUAAAAUGUAUCGAUUCUAAAGCCACAGUGCAUCAGCAUGUGUAAAGUGUGGGGGCCACAGGUGAAACUGCGAUGGAGCUUUUGUCAAAAUCUUCCAAGAAGAUUAAUUGGACUUGGAACGACGUAUUUCCAUUUAUGUAGGUAGACAGAGAUGUACAAUGUAUAUGAAGUGCAAAAUAUGCAAAUAGGGACUGACUUUGGAUAUCUAAUGAGUAGAGUCUAUACUUGUUUUUCAUCAUACGACUCAAAUACAUGUACAUGUGUAGUUUGUGGUAAGUGGAACAUCAACAAACAUAAUGCAUAUAAGUCCUUAAUUUGCGUAUUUUAAUCAAUGAAAAGGUGCCAUAGUUCUUCCAAGUGGUAAAUGGUUUGACUAUUAAUAUUGUGACAGGUGUACGUUGCUCAAUGUUUUUUUUUAAUUGUUCAAUGUUCAAUAACAUCAAAAGGAUGUAUAUUUGGUGUGAAUGCUAACAUGCGUGUUCAUUGAAUUCUUGUCACGGAUACUAAGAUCUAAACUCCAGAAAGGAGUGUUGUUUUCCAAUAGAUAAAUCUGAUGAAUAAAUAAUCAGCCGACCUCUUUUCAGAAUUGCAUUUGUGGUGAAUUACGCACUGUGUGUUUGUAAAACAAGGCACUCACUAAACCCAUACAGACCCUAUCCAUGCAUUCCCUAUCAAUAUUCAUAUGUCCUAUUCAUACACUUCCUUGACCUGGCCUCUCCCUACUUCUCUACA
Messenger RNA from Branchiostoma floridae (Florida lancelet), 2195 nucleotides. Its product is annotated as protein NLRC5-like. The record is from RefSeq and is a predicted model, not a curated record. The transcript is spliced from 4 exons. Bases 1 to 1296 code for a protein of 431 amino acids. Lineage: Eukaryota; Metazoa; Chordata; Leptocardii; Amphioxiformes; Branchiostomatidae. Gene Ontology annotation, molecular function: protein binding.